UACAGGUCCCAGGGAUCAUAAACCUUAGUACGGUGGAUCCUGGUGGUACAGACCUGCAGGUUGGAGGCCCCUGUGCAACCUUGCCAGCAUUGCAAAGCCCUCGCCGAUGAUGCGACAAAGCAGGAGAGCAGGCUUGGCCUUGCCUUGAACUUGGCAGAGUGUUUAGCACCGCCCAGGGCAACAUAUAUAACAUGUAGCAAUGGGCGACAUCACAUCGGUCCUUGGGCUCUACAGAGACGCUACCUGCUCCCUCGCGCUCUUCCGGUCACCAUUUCCGGCCCAGUCUCUCGUUCCCUGUCUACUAUUACGUAGCAAGCCACUCGUUCCAACCCCAAAAUGCGCUUCUCCUCCAUCUUUACCGUCUUCCUGACGGCGGCGCUGUCCGUCGAGGCGUAUCCCUCCGCGGCCACCUCCCCCGACGAGCUGUCCAUCCGCGACGAUGACCACUCGUGGAAGGCCCCUGGCCCCAACGACCGACGCGGCCCCUGCCCCAUGGUCAACACGCUGGCCAACCACGGCUACCUCCCGCGCGACGGCCGCAAGAUCAACCUGGUCAACCUGAUCAAGGGCCUCGACGCCGGCGUCAACCUCGACGCCGCCGCCACGACCCUGGUCGGCGCCGUGGCCCUGACGACGGGCAACCUGCUGUGGUUCAACCUCGACGACCUCAACAAGCACCGCAUCAUUGAGCACGACGGCAGCCUGAGCCGCAAUGACGUGGCCCUGGGCGACAACCACUCCUUCAACCCCGCCAUCUGGGCCACCACGGCCGCCCGCUUCCCCGCCGGCAACGGCACCAUCGACAUCCCCACGGCCGCCGCCGCCCGCAAGGCCCGCCUGGCCGCGGCCAAGGCGGCCAACCCCGAGUUCGACAUCGGCACGCUGGGCGAGCAGUUCAGCCAGAUCGAGACGGCCCUGUACAUGUCCGUCUUUGGCAACCAGGACACGGGCGACGCCAGGGCCGACUGGGUCAAGGUCAUGUUCCAGGAGGAGCGCCUGCCCCUGGCCGAGGGCUGGACGCGCCCCGCCAACAAGAUCACCAUCUCCGGCCUCAACAACCUGAGGAACAAGAUUAACGACGCUGCAUAGGCGCAUUUCUGGUCUUAGCACAGCAUGGUUAUGUGAGAUGGAAAGGUCAUCACGUAGGGAAAUAUCAGUCGUUAAAAUCGCGAGCUCCUCAAAGCCAAGCCAUCCUAUCCACACAAUGCUGCCUUGUCCCAAAACCGAAAACGCCAUCCACGGAAAGCCUCGGAUAUCUGCAUAUGCUAGAAAGUGCUCCCGUCAUGGGUCAUAAACGGGUCCAAAAACUGCUGAAAACCGACUUCACCCCGAUAGGGUAGAAAGAGCAUAGGAACAAAUCACACAAUAUAACUUGCUAAAAAUCAAUUAUCUUGCAAUAUGCUCCUGGA
Gaeumannomyces tritici R3-111a-1 is the source of this 1409-nucleotide messenger RNA. RefSeq lists its product as hypothetical. The record is from RefSeq and is a predicted model, not a curated record. The transcript has 2 exons. Bases 337 to 1089 code for a protein of 250 amino acids. Gene Ontology annotation, molecular function: peroxidase activity. Lineage: Eukaryota; Fungi; Ascomycota; Sordariomycetes; Magnaporthales; Magnaporthaceae.